GCACAGUUCGAGAAAAGAGUUGUUUUUCCAUCUCUUUCUUUUGUCUUUUUUCUACUUUCUGUUCAUGUUUACAAACCGACGAUACACUCCUCGCUGUCACACACACAAAAAGAUUCUCUCUUUCUUUUUCCUUUUCUUUCUCAUCAUUCACUGAAAUUUUCCCCAGAAACAAUCACUAUUAUCAUGUUUUUCUGUUUCCUACAUUUGAAUUAGAUACUAAGCUUUGUUGGGUCGUUUUUUUUUCUUUUGGAGUUAUGGGAUGCUCUAGUUCCAAGUUAGAUGAUUUACCAGCAGUUUCUCUUUGUAGAGAAAGAUGUAGUUUUCUAGAUGAAGCGAUUCAACAAAGAUUUGCUUUAGCUGAGGCUCAUGUUGCUUAUUUUGCUUCUUUGAAGUUGUUUGGUCAGUCUUUGAAUAGUUUUAUUGAGUAUGAUCCGGAAGCCUCUUUAGAGGCGCCUCCGCCGCCUUCUCCGCCGUCUGAUAAAGAUAAAGCGGUGGAUCAGGUUGACGGUGGGUCGAGUUCACCGAAAAAGAAUGUUGUUUCUCACCGCCAUUCUCAUUCAAAUUCUGGGUCUCAUCUACAGUUCCAUUCCGAUUCAGAUGAGGAUGAUUCCGGUGCGUCUUUGCAUCAUUCGGGUCAUUCUUCACCUUUACACGACGGCGGCGGCGGUGGUCAUAUAGAGUAUAUUCACCAAAAUUAUCCCAAUUAUGGAGGUUUUGAAUCUGGGUCAUUUCCAAAUGGGUUUAUGCAUAUGAAUUUCAUGAAGAAACAGCCAAUGCCGUCUAUUGUUUAUGAACAAAGGCCUAUGAAUCCAGAGACUGUUUAUAUGGGUGAAUCUUCAUCUCCUUCUUCUUAUUAUCCUUAUUUUAAUGAUAAUCCUAGUUCAUACCUUAAUCCGGGUUACCGAAAUUACGGUGGUUUCAGUAAUUAUUCUUCUUAUCCGGCGCCUGGUUAUGAUUCUUCACUGCAACAGCCGUCGACAGCGGCGGUGGGGGCUGUGGCGUCAUCCUCCAAACCACCGCCGCCUCCACCUUCACCUCCCAGAGCUUCAGCUUGGGAUUUUUUGAACCCUUUUGAGAUUUAUGAGAACUACAAUCGUCCUUAUACACCAAGUAGGGAUUCAAGGGAGGUAAGGGAAGAGGAAGGGAUACCUGAUUUAGAAGAUGAAGAUUAUCUACAUGAAGCAGUUAAAGAAGUGCAUGGAGGCGGCGGUGGCAGUGGCGGCAGCGGUGGCGGCAGCGGUGGCGGGUAUUCGAAGUCUCCGGUCGAAGCCGAAGAUGGGAAAGUUGCAAGUAAUGAAGCAGAGGCGGCGAGGCAGAGUGAUGGGAUGGAAAAUGAGAGAGUGGAAUAUGAAGUUCAUGUGGUGGAUAAGAAAGUUGUGGACAAUGAGAGGGCCGAGGAAUGUGGCAAUGGAUCAGGAACCGUUCCGAGGAAUGCUUUCGAGGUGGCUAAAGAGAUAGAGGUUCAGUUCGUGAGAGCUUCGGAGUCGGCCAAUGAAAUUGCCAAGCUGCUCGAAGUCGGAACACUUCAUUAUCAGCACAAACAUGGUUCGAAGAUGUUGCUCCUAGUUCAGCCAUCUUUAACCGAUAACACCGAUCCAGCUUUACUAGACUUCGAUGAAGAAUUGGCUAGGAAACCGAAAAGCCUUUCCUCUACUUUGCAAAAGUUGUAUCUUUGGGAAAAAAAGCUCUAUAAUGAAGUAAAGGCCGAGGAGAAGAUACGGGUAGCUUAUGACAAGAAAUCCCGUAAGUUGAAACGACUUGAUGAACGGGGUGCUGAAGCUACUAAAGUUGAUUCAACCCGGAAUAUAAUCAGGAGCCUAUCUACAAAGUUACGAAUUGCAAUUCAAGUUGUUGAUAAGAUAUCCGUGACAAUCAAUAAGAUCAGGGAUGAUGAACUAUGGCCGCUGCUCAAUGAACUGAUUGAAGGGUUAAGCAGAAUGUGGAAAUGUAUGCUCAAAUGCCAUCGAAAUCAGUAUGAGGUGAUCAGAGAAGCCAAAGCUUUAGGUUCUAUUGGAUCGCGCAAAAAGCUCAGCGAUGACCAUCUUACAGCUACAUUACAGCUCGAGCAUGAACUUAUUAGUUGGGCUCUAAGAUUCUCUCGUUGGAUAGGUGCACAAAAGGGUUACGUCAGGGCUUUGAAUAAUUGGCUUUUGAAAUGUCUUUACUAUGAACCCGAAGUGACCGAUGAUGGAAUAGCUCCAUUUUCACCUAGUCGGGUUGGUGCACCACUCAUAUUUGUAAUAUGUAAUCAAUGGUCACAAACAAUGGAUAGAAUAUCAGAACGGGAAGUGGUUAAUUCGAUGCGGAUUUUUGCUAUGAGUCUGUUCCAACUUUGGGAACACGAUAAAUCAGAAAUGCAUCGGAGAAUGAUGACUAAUAAGGAUUUAGAGAGACGGGGUAUGAAUCUGGAUAGAGAGGAUCAAAAGUUACAAAAAGAGAUCCAAGCAUUGGAUAAACAAAUGGUUUUGGUCUCUGGAGAUGGUAAUAGUCUGUCAGUUUCUGGACAUGUCGUGUAUCAGAGCGAGACUAGUAGUGGUAAUUUGCAGGGGAGCUUACAGCGUAUUUUUGAGGCAAUGGAAAAGUUCAGUUCGGAGUCUUCUAAAGCUUAUGAGGAGCUUUUGCAACGUGUUGAAGAAAGAACUGGUCAAGAACGUGAAAGAGUUUCAUAGGGCUGUAAAAUGAAAUAAACUACGAGAAACGAAGCUAAGAGGUUGGUUAGACUGGUACAGUAACGCACAAUUCGGCUCGGGUGAUGAGGGAAAUAAGAAGGGAGCAAACCAUGGGGUCAUUAAUGUUGCUCGGUGAUGUGGAUCGCAAAGCCUUCCAAAACCAUCAAAGCUUGCCAAGAGCUAGAGAAGUAAGAACAACUCACGGUGUUGCAAAAUCUCAUUCAAAAUCGCAACUCAUUGCAUUCUUUUCAACUCAACAGCAUCGUGCACCGUCUUCCAUCGAAAGAAAUUCGGGCAUGAACCAUUGGAGUAAGCUUCUCCUCCACAAUUUUUGCAUGAUCAAAGAGUUCUUUUUUUUAUAAAUAUAGGGUUGUUUUUCGUGAGCGUUUUAAGAGUGAAUGCAAGUUAAGAAUGCUCAUACACGGUCAAACGUUGUACUAUUUAUCUCUUUUUCAUAUUAAAUUGAAUUAUGUCCAUUGUUGUGCCCUGCAAA
Molecule: messenger RNA, 3162 nt
Organism: Gossypium raimondii (Peruvian cotton)
Lineage: Eukaryota; Viridiplantae; Streptophyta; Magnoliopsida; Malvales; Malvaceae
Product: protein ALTERED PHOSPHATE STARVATION RESPONSE 1
Exons: 4
Coding region: 255-2669 (804 amino acids)
Source: RefSeq, a predicted model, not a curated record